Molecule: messenger RNA, 2059 nt
Organism: Acanthochromis polyacanthus (spiny chromis)
Lineage: Eukaryota; Metazoa; Chordata; Actinopteri; Pomacentridae
Gene: brd7
Product: bromodomain containing 7
Exons: 17
Coding region: 96-1949 (617 amino acids)
Biological process (GO): regulation of transcription by RNA polymerase II
Cellular component (GO): nucleus
Source: RefSeq, a predicted model, not a curated record
CUGCAGGCGGCACGGCUGUGCUCAGUCCACUGCCCUGCUUCCUCCGCACAGAGCAGAAGGGACCAACCGGCCGGUGGCAGACCAAAAUACAAACAAUGGGCAAGAAGCACAAGAAGCACAAGUCGGAAAAACACGGAUAUGAAGAAUACGGAGAAAGGCCACUGAAGCUGGUGUUAAAAGUGUCCGGGAACGAAGUGACCACGGGAAGCUCGAGUCUGGACACUUUUUACGACGAGCAGCAGACGGACUUUGACAAGCCCAAAGACAAGAAGAAGAAAAAGAAGAAGGAUAAAGAGAGGAACCUUGGCUCACCGGAGGAUGACAGAGGAAAGAAAAAGAUGACAAAGAAGAAGAAAGGACAGGAUGCCGAUGGAGACGAUGACAGAGAGCAGAGCAGAACUCCUAUCCGCUCAGAGCUGGAUAAACUGGAAGAAAAAGAGCAGACCCCUCUGCAGGAAGCUUUGAACCAGCUCAUCAGGCAGCUUCAGAGGAAAGACCCCAGUGCAUUCUUUUCAUUUCCAGUGACAGACCUCAUCGCUCCUGGCUACUCCUCAAUUAUCAAGCGUCCAAUGGACUUCAGUACAAUGAAGGAAAGAGUAAAGAAAGAGUGCUACCAGUCACUGGAUGAACUCAAGGUCGAUUUCAGGAUCAUGUGUGAAAACGCCAUGAUUUACAACAAACCUGAAACAAUCUACCAUAAAGCAGCUCGGAAACUGUUACACUCUGGAAUGAAGAUCCUGAGCCAGGAGAGGCUGGAGAGCCUGAAGCAGAGCAUAGAUUUCAUGGCUGGCUUGGACCCUUCUGCCAAACAGCCGCUGAAAUCUGAGGAACAAGGAGGCACCAACUCAGACACGAGCAAGGACGGACCUGCGACCACGGACAGCAGCGAGAGGUCCCAGACACCCAGCACACCCAGACAGGACAAGGACUCCAAGGACGAAGCAGCAAAGGCAGAGAAAGAGCUUGAGGAAAUCCGCAAGGUCAUCGAGGAGUCUGGAGGAAAGCUGUCCAACAGAGUGCUGCAGUGCGAUUUGGAGUUUGCAAGGCGAAAGUCUGAUGGCUCCACCACUCUGGCUAUCCUCAACCCAGCAGAUCCAUCAGCUGGAGAUGCUGGGUACUGUCCUGUGAAACUGGGCAUGAUGUCCAAUCGGCUGCAGAGCGGUGUGAACACUCUGCAGGGCUUUAGGGAGGACAAGAGGAACCGGAUUACUCCAGUGUCCUACAUGAACUACGGGCCGUACACCUCCUACGCACCCGCUUAUGACUCCAGCUUCGCCAACGUCAGCAAGGACGAUUCUGACCUCAUCUACUCGUUCUAUGGAGAGGAGUCCAGCCUGCAGGGCUCAGACAGCUUGUCAGAGUUUCUGGCCAAAUCCGACGAGUAUGUGUACAAACUGGCAGACAAUCUUCUGGAUGCAGUGACCAACGGAGAGCAUUCAAAAGUCCUGAAGGAGACUGAGCCACAGGUGGAGGCGCCAGCAAAUGCUCAGGAAGACAAAGAUGACAUGGAGGUAGCUGAACCCGAAGCAUCCAACAGGCUGGACUUGCUGCGCUCUGCUGUUGGCCUGCAGAUGUCUGAGGAGCUCUCUGGGGAGGCCCUGCACUUCCAGCACAAACUGGACGAGACUACAAAGCUGCUGCGCGACUUGCAGGAAGCCCAGAAGGAGCGUUUGAGCGCCAAGCAGCCACCUAACAUGAUCUGCUUACUGGCCCCAACUGCAAAGGAGCUGGAGCUGGCUGAGAAGGUGACAGGGAACCUGACUGAGCUGACUGGUCAAGUGGCCCCAUGUGACGUCAGCAGCAUCUACGGUAUCCGGAAGGCCAUGGGCAUCGCUGUACCUCCAGAACCACCUGAGCCCUUCACAGACCUUACUACAGUGAAAGAGACGGUUGAACCGAUGGAGACGUUGUCCAGCUGUCCGGAUGUGGUUCCUGUUGUCGCUGUGUAAUCAAUUUCCAGACACUCUCAUUCAAUUUAAUAACUUAAGUUUUGUACAAACGGUGCUUUUUCUGUGACAUUUGCAUGCAUUCAAUCAAUAAACCUUGUUUUUAUUAUAAA